Messenger RNA from Moneuplotes crassus, 1637 nucleotides. The record is from the annotation of a GenBank genome assembly. Lineage: Eukaryota; Ciliophora; Spirotrichea; Euplotida; Euplotidae.
AUGAGGAGAACAAGUCUUUCUCUCGCUUUGAACUCUGACAUUAGUUGUGUGAGUGAUAAGAAGAUGAAAAAAUAUCAGCCAAGGAAGAAAACACGCAAGCACAGUAAGGCUCUCAGAUGGGGUGGCAAUUACCAAAAUAUUUAAGAAUAAGAAGUACACUGAGAUUCAUGAGGAAGCCAACCAACUGACCCUCGAAGCACAUAGUAUGAUAAGAGAUCUGAAGAACGCUGGCAAGUACUCCAAGAUAUGGGUCAUGAAACACCAAAUGGAGAAAUAUAAGAAGAUGAAACAGCUGAAAUAUUCAUCGAUCGAGCUUGAUAGCUCCGGACUUGAUAUCCCCCAGAUGAAGAGUAUUUAUUAUAAGGAUAACCCUGAUGACAGCCCUAUUAACUUUGUGAUGAAUAGAAAUAGCUUCCGCAAUUCAAAAAACACCACCUUUGAUGAACGUAAGCUCAGUCUUCCCAACCCAAAGAAGGAAGGACAGAGGGGAGGUAGUAUCGGAGCUAAUAGCCUCGAUAUUGGAGAUAGUAAAAGAAGGAGCAUAGUACUUACUCAAGAUGAUGGCCUCAAAACUUCAUCCAGAUAUGAUAAGUUUUUGAAGAACUGAUUGAAUGAGAAAGAAGUAAAGAAGACUCCUAAAGGUCCAAAAUUGUUCACUCCUGGAACAAUGAGGAAGACCAUUAUCGACAACAAGAUCAAGAGCAUAUUGAGAACUAACUCUAAUUUCCGUAAAUCUUCCAUAAUAUCAAAUAAAAACCAUGUCCAGACAAAUUUGAACGCAGAUUCCUUAAAAUAAAUCGUUUGAGCUAAUUGACAAGAACUUCUCUGCAUGGAAGAGUUCUAGGAACAAGAAUAGGAGUACACUUUACAGCAGCCACAACAGACACCCCCUGCUAUCAGAUAUCUCGUUUCAGGAAGGCAGCGUAUCGGCUGAGAGAUCAACUUACUCACCUACUCAUAAAGUCCUGACCAAAACAGAUCUCCUGACUAGAUACAACCUGAACUGAACUGCUAAGGAAAGUAACCGGUUUCAGAACGUAGCCAUAGUGACUUCAAAGAAGCUGGAACAUUUCAAAUAAGUUUGCGGAGUUUCAGAGGCAGUGAAGGCAACUGAGAGAUGAGGCGGAAAAAGAUGAUAAACAGAGAGGAGCGGAAGUAGGGAGGAAGAAAGGGAAGUUUAAAUCUGUGUGUAAGAGGAGAAGAGUGCCAAGGAAGGAUAAGAAUGCUCCAAUGGCAUGAGACCAGAAGGAAUUGGUCAUGAAGUUGAUGAAGAAAGAGAUUUCAAAGGAGGAAUAUGAUGAAAUGAUGAAGGAAAGAGAACUAUAUGACCAGUUUGACACGAUGAAUAAGAUAUUUAAAGACUCCUUAGAUCCUUAUAUCGGUCUAGAAAUAAUGGAAUAAAAGCGGCAAAAGCUGCACAGAAAGAGGCUGUUAAGCCAAAAGCUAAGUUUGGAAAGCAUAGAUACAAUAUACCUUCACGGACAUUAGUAUCUCCUGAUCCUUCAGAAGAUAAUUCUAUCAUAGUUCCAGAUUCUCAGAAUAAGAUGAUUAACAAUUAUUUCUUCCGAAAUUUCCUAAACCGGCGAAUUAAAAUGCUAAACCAGGUAAAAUGACACCCCAGCUUAAAGAAGGCAAUG